Molecule: messenger RNA, 1903 nt
Organism: Apis mellifera (honey bee)
Lineage: Eukaryota; Metazoa; Arthropoda; Insecta; Hymenoptera; Apidae
Gene: wls
Product: protein wntless
Exons: 13
Coding region: 146-1783 (545 amino acids)
Biological process (GO): Wnt signaling pathway; intracellular protein transport; Wnt protein secretion
Cellular component (GO): endomembrane system; organelle membrane
Molecular function (GO): Wnt-protein binding
Source: RefSeq, a predicted model, not a curated record
UGAAAAGUGAAGCUACUCGAAAAGCACGUUAAACUGCUCUUCACACUACGGAUAAACGCGUCUGCUUAUGCGUCCUUUUUGGUGAUUUUAUAUUUUGAAUAAAAAAUAUUAUAAACAUUAUAAUAAAUAAUUAUAUUUAAAAAAAAUGCAAGGAACAAUCAUAGAAAAUUUAAGUGGUAGAAAGCUUUCAGUACUUGUAAUAUUACUCAUUAUCGCACAAAUAAUUUGUUUUUUAAUAGGCGGGCUUAUUGCUCCAACUCCAGCUAGUAGCCAAAAUAUACUUGGUACACCUUGCAAAGAUAUUCGUAUAAAUGGAUCUGAACCUGGAGGAAAAAAAUGGUUUUAUUCAAGAGGAAAAGGAUCUUGUAUUCCUGUUGAUAUGAAUCGAUUUAGUUUUGAUAAUCAUCAUCAAGCAUAUCAAGUUGUAUAUACAUUUCAGAUGCCUGUACCUCGAAAUAGCAUGCAACUUGAUUAUUCCAGAUGGCAACAAAAUUUGAUUGGUGUUUUACAAGUGGAUAUUGUAUAUCAUAGUCAAAUAGAAAUUGCUCCUAAGACUAAAAUAACAUUGGAUGCAAGACUUGCUUACAGAAAUAAAGGUGAUCCAGAUGAUGGUUGGAAACCAUAUGCUGCUUCUGUGGUAGAAAGAAUUCUAGAUUGUAGUAUUGAUGAUGCAUUGGAGCAAUAUAAUUAUAAUUGUAGUGUGGUACCAUUAUUUGAACUUGGAUCUCUAUUUCAUGAUUAUUAUCUUUUAAAUAUUCGGCUUCCUGCUGAUACUGAUAGAAAUAUCAAUCAGGGUUUAGGACAUAUAACUGAUUUAUGGCUUACAGCUAUCAAUCAAAAUGGUGGAUUUACAAAAGUAUGGGUUAGUUUAAAAACUAUUUAUUUUCCAAUUGUUUUAUGUGUUCUUACUUGGUAUUGGAGGCGAGUACAUAUGCUUUCUAGAUCACCAGCUCUUUUGGAAUAUUUACUUUUAGCUCUAGGCAUAGCUUUGUCAUUUUUAAACAUGCCUUUGGAAUAUUUAACACUUGCAUAUGAUAUGCCAUUUAUGCUUUUAUUGGGUGAUAUUAGACAAGGAGUAUUUUAUGCAAUUCUUUUAUCUUUUUGGCUUGUAUUUGCUGGAGAACAUCUUAUGAUACAGGAAGGUGAACAAAGAAAUUCUUUAAAAUGUUAUUGGCGUCAUCUUUCUGCAGUGGGUAUUGGAUGUUUAUCAUUAUUUGUAUUUGAUAUGUGUGAACGUGGAGUACAAUUACGAAAUCCAUUUUAUUCAAUUUGGGUAACAGAUCUUGGGACUAAAUUUGCUUUAUCAUUUAUAAUUUUAGCUGGAAUUUCUGCUGGCAUGUACUUAAUAUUUUUAGCUUAUAUGAUAUGGAAAGUAUUCAUGAAUAUUAGUGCAAAAAGAGCUGCUUUACCUAGCAUGAGUUCAGCACGGCGUUUACAUUAUGAAGGUGUAAUAUAUCGAUUUAAAUUUUUGAUGAUUGCUACACUAUUGUGUGCAUCCUUAACAGUUGUUGGUUUUAUUCUUGGCCAGGUUGCAGAAGGGCAAUGGAAAUGGGAUGAAGAAUUACAUUUGGAAAUGACAUCAGCAUUUUUUACUGGUGUAUAUGGAAUGUGGAAUAUUUAUACCAUAGCAUUAUUAUGUUUAUAUGCUCCUUCACAUAAACAAUGGCCUAUUGAACCAUCUGAAAAUAGUAUUAGUGAAGAAAUUGAAUUUUCACGUUUAUCCACUGAUCCUAAUGAAAUGUUGUCUUUAACAGCAUUUGCACGAAAAACAGCAGUAGAAUAAAUGAGAAUGCAAGGACUGAUAAUACUCUGACAAGUAAUCUUUUGAUGCCAAAAUUAAUUAUUUAUUAAGAAGAAUAUUUUUAAAGCUUUAUUUUUUCUUUAAUACAUUUACUUAAUACUU